AUGUACGAGCAGUACAUUACGCAGAGAAAUAAACACUUCCAAUUUUCUUCUGACAAGUUAAACGAUUUGGUGAAAAACGAAAAAACAAUAAAAAUAAGUCCGCAAAAAGGGUUUGUAAUAAAAACAUAUGAAAAGGAUGGUGGAAAAGUUUACUUUAACAUUUGCUCUUCCAAUUUAAUUGCUGAGUUUCAUUUUAAAAAAAUACCUGACUUAAAUGACCAAGAGGGGUUGAGAAUUCCUUUAAGUAUAGGCGAAGAAAAAGUCAAAGAAGAUAAAAAGGGGAAUAAAUACAAAACGUACGAUAUCGUUCUUAAUACAAAAGUUGUGGUACAAAGCAAUAACCCAGAUGACCAGUGCAUAAAAGACGACCAACAACAUAAAUUUAACUUUGUGGAGGAAAAUGAAGGAGACAACAAAGGAAAUAAAAUUUCCAGCAAGGGGAGUAAUAAUAACAACAAUUCUUACAAUGGAUGGGACAACUGCAACGACAAUGGUGAUAUUUCCAAAGGGGGAAAGGACAUAGAUAACUACUUAACAGUUAAAAAGCCUGAAUGGGACAUGUGGUUUGUGAAUAAAAAAGUGCUAGAAGAUAAACACAAAACAAUGGAAAAAUUUUAUCUACCUUAUGUGCGUAUGUUUCCACUGGAUGAUGCAAUUGACGCUUUCGAUUUUAAACCUCCAUUUUUAAACUCUAAUGAAAAAAAAAAUAAAGUAAAAGAUAGAGACAAUGCAAAAGAGAAAGGGGAGAGAAAAAAACAAGUUUUUAAAUCCUUUUUAAAUGAUUAUAAUAUCGAACUAGAUGAUGAGUUUUUAUCUUAUGAACAAGUCCUAAAUACCAUAUGUGUAAUUCAAGUUCAACUCCCUUUUUUCAUCCUUGCUGAACGUAGCAAAACAAAUCCUGAUGAUGUGUUUGCACUCCAUCAGUUUGUAAACCUUUAUAUAAGUGACGAUCAUUUAAGUAUUUUUUUCAAAAAGUCUCCCUUUUUCCCGUUAGGAUAUAACCCCCCUUACAAAAAUUUUAACAUUCGCUUCCCAUUUUAUUUCGAAUCCGCAAAUGCUCUGUCACAAUACCUAGAAAAGUACCAUCUUUUAAAUAUUAUAAUACCUGUUAGUAAAAAUUCUGCUGCUUCUGUAAUUUUUAAAGAAAUAACUCAAAACGCAUACAAUGAUGUAUCCCCAGAUAAUACGGAAACGAGUGAUAGCUCUAUAUUUUAA
Plasmodium malariae is the source of this 1215-nucleotide messenger RNA. RefSeq names its product PIH1 domain-containing protein, putative. NCBI's taxonomy places the organism in Eukaryota, Apicomplexa, Aconoidasida, Haemosporida, Plasmodiidae. The record is from RefSeq and is a predicted model, not a curated record. The coding region runs from base 1 to 1215 and encodes 404 amino acids. Gene Ontology annotation, cellular component: cytoplasm. The transcript is spliced from 3 exons.